Molecule: messenger RNA, 3464 nt
Organism: Amyelois transitella
Lineage: Eukaryota; Metazoa; Arthropoda; Insecta; Lepidoptera; Pyralidae
Gene: Srrm234
Product: serine/arginine repetitive matrix protein 2
Exons: 11
Coding region: 107-3316 (1069 amino acids)
Source: RefSeq, a predicted model, not a curated record
AAAAAAACAAAAUCAGCCAAAAAUCUAACCAAGAUGGACGUGUAGAUAUUUGUCCAAGUAAAAUAAAAUCGACCUGCUGACUUCAAAUGGUAUAAAUACCAACAAAAUGUAUAAUGGCAUCGGUUUGACGACGCCGCGUGGUUCUGGCACCAAUGGAUACGUUCAAAGAAAUUGGGCUACAGUGAGAAAAACUAAAGACUCAGUAAACUAUCGCACUGAAGAGGAAAUUGCCAAAUUAGAUUCGGCAUCCAACAAGCAGCCGAAUCGUGAAAUCUUGGAUCAUGAGAGGAAGCGGAAGAUUGAAGUGAAAUGUGCGGAAUUAGAAGACAAUCUUGAGGAAAAAGGGUUGCCCAAGGAGGAGAUUGCGGCUCGCGUGGCCGCAUUCAGGGCAAAACUCUCGGAGACAGGAGGCGUAGACAAGGACGUGCCCAGAGACGAAUUCGGGAGGGUAGCUGUACGGGAGACGCACGCGAUCGCCGAGGCGCAGCAAGAGAAAAACGCGCGUCUUCGGGACGCAUUUGGGAUUUCGCCGAGGUUUGUGGAGGGGACAAGCCUGGACCCCGAGAGGAGGGCCAGGGAGCACGCGCAGCGGUACCCGCUUGUCAGGACGCCGAGCAAUGAGAGGGAGGAACGGGACGCGCACGUCUCUAAGAAGAAAAAGAAAAGAAGUACCUCGCCAGACGCCAAAAAGCUGAAGAAGAAAAAGUCGAAGAAAAAUAAAAAAGAAAAGUUAGAGUCGAGCAAGAAAAAAAAGAAACGCUCGAAGUCACCCGACACGGAAAGCUCAUCGGAUUCCGACGCCGCACAGGACAGCGACUCAGCAAGCUCCGAGGAUGAACGACAGAAAAAGAAGAAAAAGAAAAAGUCGAGUAGCAGACGUCGCGGCAGCAGUGGUGCGUCAAGUAGAGAAAGCUCGCCUGUAAAAGUUGUGAAAGAGAAGACACGAGAUCGCAGAAGCGAUAGUAGGGAAAACGAUGCCCACUCCAAAAGAAAUGACAGAGAACGCGAUACCAAAAAGUAUAACAGAAGGGAAGAUGAAUCUAGUAGAAACUCCCGUUACAACGAGACGAGUAGAAGGCGCGAGGAACGCAGUCGGUCAAGAGACGAGAGGGAACGUGAUCCGUCACCGGAGUAUAAGCAGAGGUCGUACGUCUCCAGAGUGGAGAACAAGAAGAGAGAACCUUCUAGAGACUCCGGGAAAUCCAAGCCUGUAAAACGCUCCAAGAGAAAUUCUUCACCGGAAUCUGACGUAGAGCCCCCACCUAAACGCAAGAACGAUAAAAGAGACAAACGUUACAGAGAUCCCAGUUCAUCCCCUCCUCCAGAAAAGAAACGACGUAGGAGCCCCUCCGCUGAAUAUAGAAAGAGGGACGAAUAUAAUAGAAAAGAAGAGAGGAACAGUAGAAGUCGAAGAGAAAGUCCAUCUCGUGAUGACAGAAGAGUUAAUAAAAGAAGCGAGUCUCCAGAAAACAGGAGAAGACAAGAUGAUUCAUACAAUAGGAAAGGGCAUGAAGAAUACAAUAGAAAAGAUAGGGGAGAUAGGUAUGAAAGACAAAAGAGUCACGAUCGUUACGAAGAGGAAACUUCUAAACGUAAGGAGAAAGAGAGUUAUGAAGAACCUUCAAGAAGGAGAAAGAAUAGAAGUCCUUCCAGGGAUAAGCGGGAUACUUCGUCAGAUUACAAGGAAAAGUCGCCCGUCAAUAAAUCGCAUAGGAACAGAGAAUCUCGACGUGACACAGAAAAAAGUUAUAAAAAUUCGCGACCAGAACGAAAGUCCUCUUCUUCAGAAUCUGAAACCGAUCCGCCUCGAAAGUAUAAAGAAAAAGAACCAAAGAUUCAACCUCGUUAUUACAAAGAGAAAAGCAUGUCUCCGCGAGAAAAAAGGAGACGCAGUGCUUCCUCGGAGUAUAGAAGGAAAGAUUCUCCGCCGCCAAAAAGUCAAUCGGAUAAACCCAAGUCAAAAGUCGUAGAGAAAAAGCGGGAGCGAAGUAAUUCUAGGAAAAGAUCACCGUCACCUGAAAGGUCGAAGCGUAGGCAAUCGCCUAGUCCUAAACGUAGGAAGUCCCCGAGCAGAUCAGUUUCUAGAUCUCCCGAGCGAAAGAGAAAAGAUAAAAGAAGGAGCGUCUCGCCGAAUAAUAAAAUCAAAAGAUCAUCUGAACGAAAAGCGCCUUCGCCUCGACCAGAAACUAAGAAUAGAGAAGAAAAAGAUCGGAAAUCUGUCCGACGCGAAAACCACAGAGAACAAUCUAGAUCGGGUUCAGCGCGUCGGAGUUCCUCCAGUCUGAGCUAUUCCCCGGCGAGACGUAGCCCCGAAAGAUAUCGCGACAUCUUGGACAAGUUACCAGAGAAGGAUAAGAGGAAAUACAUUAAAUCACCAUCGGAUUUGAAAAAGAAGAAAGAGAAAGCUAAUUAUAAGCCUAAGUUGUCUUGCAUGCGGAGUUCUUCGAGCGAAAUGGAUGCUUCCGAAGGUGAAUUGAUGACUUUGGAUGAGAGGGCCCGGCAGGAUGAACUGAGCGGUUGGAAUAGGGAGUUGAACAGGUUGAAGAGGAAAGUGGCACAGAUGGCGCGAGCGUCUAUGGAGCGGAAGAGGGAGGAAGAAACUAACGGGCCUUCCACAUCGCAAGCUGAUCGCGAACCAGCCACUAAAGUGUUGUUGAGUCCUAACGUUAGGAAAUCUAAGUCAAAAUCACCGAAGAUUGAUAAAGAGAAGAGUCCGUUGAGUGUGAAGAAGGAUAAAGAUAAAUCGCCUCGCAACGAGAAAGAAAGGUCACCUCGCAAGGAGAAAGAAAGGUCGCCUUGCAAGGAGAAAGAAAGGUCGCCUUGCAAAGAGAAGUCGCCUCGCAAAGAAAGGUCACCUCGCAAGGAAAGGUCACCCCGUAAAGAGAGUUCACCGGCGAAGAGAGAUCGUGGUAGGAGUUGGUCGUCCUCGAGGUCGCGGUCAGUGUCAAGGUCGCGCGGGAAGUCCUCGCGGUCAAGAUCCGGGUCGAGGUCAAGGUCGAGGUCGUCGAGGUCAAGGUCAAGAUCUUAUUCGUCUUCGAGGCGUUCGCGGUCGUCUCGCUCUAGCUCGUACAGCAGCCGCAGUUCGUCUCGCUCGUCGCGCAGCUCCUCACGGUCUACUCGCUCGUCAAGAACAAUGACGGGCGUGUACGCGGAUUACCGUAGAUCGUCGGCGUCGAGGCCGAGGUCGCGCUCGCGCUCGCUGUCCAUCCCGCGGCGCGCCGGCUCGCCCAGCUUCCUGGACCGGCGCCGCAUCACGAGCGCACCCAUUAUAGAUCUAACGUAUCCGCAAAAUAGAUUCAAGUAUAGAAGAAGAUAAGUGAUUGUAACCAGUGCGUAUGUGCUAUGAGAUAAUGUUGGAAGCCAGAUGUAGAAAUUGUGCUAUUUAUAUGGACAAUAAGUGUGUUUCAGUUGCAAUUACAUAUUAUAUUCAAUUUGUUUUAUCAUAUUAAAUUUUUAUUUGUGAA